AACAAGAGUGAAACUCUGUUUCAAAAAAAAAAAAAGAAAAGCUCCCCAUUUUAAAAUAAUACACAGGUUUUGCAGUGUAACUACUGGUGAGGACCAGAAAUCUAGUUGCUAGAUUUCUUAAAAAUAAAAUUUAUUACACUGUUUAAAAAAAGGAAAAGAAGUACACUUAUUUUUCCUAUGUGUAGUUUAUACAUGCUAAAUAAAUAAAGUUUAGAAAAUGGAAUUUAACAAGAGUGAAACCAUUGCCAAUAGUUCCUUCCACACAGGUGUUAAUCAUUUUAUGUUUUCACUUUUCUUUUGUAUACAUUUUAAACAUAGAGGAUCAUACUGAGUACACUGCUUUGUUAGCUGCUUUUUGCUUAUCAAUAUUUUGUAACUAUCUUUCCAUGUUAUUAAUAACUGAGUUUUAAUGCUUUUAUCAUAAUUUAAUCAUAAUUUUGGUUCAGCCAUAUUAGCUCUUUCUUGAUAGAUUUUACUGUGUAAUUUAAUAAUCCAGCUUUAGAUUUUUCCCUCUUAGACUAGUAUUCUUUAUUAGAUUUAACAUGAACUAAUGCUAUAAAUGAGUCAAUAUUCUUUUAAAAUUAUAUGUCUGUUUAUCAGUGUACUGUUUUUUAAGGCUAUGUAUUAACUGAGUCUGUUCUUCAGGCUUGAACAUGGGCAUACCUCCUUUUAUUGCACUUGGCUUUACUGCACUCUACAGAUACUGCAUUUCUUUUAUAAAUUGAAGCAGUGGCAGAGUUUGAAAGAGUUGACUCCAAUUUUGAAAGAAGUCCUAGUGUGGGUAAAAUGCUAUCAAAAGCAUCAAAUGCAACAGAGAAAUCUUUUCUGAAUGGAAGAGUCAAUGGAUGCGGCAAACUGUCUAUUUUAUGAGUAGACGCCACAGCCACCCGUCUUCAUCAACCACCACCCUGAUCAAUCAGCAGCCAUCAACAUCUAGGCAAGACCCUCUACCAGCAAAAUGAUUACAGCUUACUGAAGGCUCAGACAACUGUUAGCAUUUUUUAGCAAUAAAGUAUUUUAAGUGUAUGUAUACUGUUUUUCUUAGACAUAAUGCUAUUGUACACUGAAUAGACGACAGUAUCAAAUAAACAUAAAUUUUAUAUGCACUGGGAAACCAAAAAAAAAAAUUUAUGUGACUCGCUUUAUGUGGUGGUUUGUAAUGGAACCUGAAUUCCUCCAAUGUAUGCCUGCAGAUGCUCAUCCUUUACUCUUUCCCCAUUACUGUUGGUGCUCCCAAUUCUGCUGUCUGCCUUUAUCCAGUCAUAAGGAUCAAUGUGAUUUCUAGAUUCACCCUAAGCACUUGCCCUUGACCAGCUCAGCACUCAACUUCACCAAACACACAAACAUUAAAGUUCAUUUAGGAAGAGUGAAUUUUAGGAAGAAACCACAGGGGCCAAGAUCUUCUCUAACUAAUGUAGUGAGUCUUCUGAAUGUAGUGAGUCUUCUGACCAUUUUUUGAGUAUUACGUUGAUAGCUCAUUCAAAACAAAAAUUAUUCACACAACUAUGGUAUAAAUACAAAAAUGUGAUGUUAAUAUAACUUUUGGAUUAGAUUAUUGCCAAAUCAAGCAUCUUUACAACAUUAUAGUUUAGAGUAAUGUGUUUGGCUAAAUUAGGCAAUAAAAGUAAACAUAAAAGGUAAACCUUCCUGAUUAGUCCUUACAUUUGAUUUCUCUGUAUGUAAAACACUCAGAAAAACCAAAAAUAACUUCACUACUUUGUAUUUAUUUUUCUGAUUGAGACUUUGGAAAAGUCAAGAAAGACGAUGGUAGGUAUUUAUUUUUUGCAGAACAAGCCUGAGAUGGUACUUAGGUGCUACAUACAAGCUACUGAUCACUUAAUGACAUUAAAAUAAUUUUAAUUAGUUACUGCCUUCAGACACUACCGAAGUUUAAAAAUCCUACUGUUUUCCACUUACAUUUCUAGACCAAUGCUGUUGGACUUUCUUUCCCUUUAACACCAGUGAUUAUCCAGUUGAAUGUUGUUUCACAGAAAGGAAAAGUGCAUUUGUGUAAAAAUAUCUGGGGUUUGCCAGGGAAUUUUUUUCAGAAUGCUUUGUGGUUACAAAUGAAGCUUAUUGUUGUAUAAAUGGCAAGAUUAAAAUCAUAGAACUUUUUUGCAGUAGCUUAUGGCAUGAGUUGAUAAUCUGCGAAUUGCUCUGCGUGUGUGUGUGUGUGUGUUCACAUGCAUGUGUCAGCCCAUCUGUAAGUAGCUGGAUCCUGUGCCGUUCCUCCCCCCGUCUCCCACCUCACUUAUUUAGAUACAUAAAUAUGCACACUUUUUAAUCUAAGGCAAACCCCAAAAGAUGCAUAUGGAAGGUUGGAUGUGGGAGAGAGGUGUUUUCCUUUAAUUGACCUCUUGCAGCGUUCCACUUGAUAAAGUGACAACACUUUCUGAAAACUUAAGGUUUUUGAAUGUGUGGAUUUUCUCCCUACCUCUGUAAUUUCUGAAACUUUCUCUAAACAAGAUGGCUGGCACAUUCUGGGGACAGAGCAGAGACACAGAACAGAGACAAAGCCGCCCUGAGAAGGCAGACACACUUAUAUUGCUUGUGGUUUUUCAGUACAGCUGCUUUCAGAUGGGCCGGCUUGUUCUAAGCUGGUCCCACUGCCAAAGCAAGACUGUCACACAGCUGGUAGUACUUACUGUACUUGCGGGAAAGUAUGUGAUUCAUUAGUUGGAACCGUAUGUUUUUCACCAGUUCUGGUCAUGUUUUUGUUAGGAUGUGGUAAAAACAUAAGCGGGGGGUGAAGGGACAAUGGAAACAUGUGACUUCUUAAGGAUUGGCCUGAACCCGUUAUUAGCUAAAUUGUACACCGUAAAAUGUCGUCUGUACCUCAUAAGACAAAUGACUUAAUUUUUUAUUCCUCAGUUGAGGUCAUUUAGUCAUAAGUGGUAAAAAUUAUCAACACCGAGCUCUUUUUCUCUUUUUACUUUCUGUAAAGUAUUAUGAUCCGUUUAAACCCCAAAUUAUAAUAUGAAGAGAAGUCAUGCAAGUAAAAGACAUUAAUUUGCUGAAAAAUGCCCAUGACGGGUGAAGAACUUUAACUGGAGUGAACUCUUGCUACUGAUAAAAUAUGAGUAUGGUAUUACAGCUCAUAAGAAACACUUCUAAUACCACACGGUAUGAGGAGAACAAUAAAUGGGAGUUUCUUUGUCUACACAUGAUCAAGCAGACUCAAGUUGUAUGGCUGGAGGAUUGAGAGACUAGUCUUUUAAGUAAUUUUGGUGUCAUUAAUGGGCUUACAUCAGGGUGUCUCUGUAAUGCUCAAUCCUGGUAUUGUGCAGAACUGCUGGUGUGAGCUGUAUUGAAUACUGGCCUGUUAUCAGCAGGUUUUUGAGCUUGUGAAUAUCUUACAACUGCACUGGCCGAACCAUAUUCUUUGGAAAAUGAAUGCCAUUGCUGCUGUGUUGUGUUCUCCUUACAUAGGAAUAUGCUUUGACAUUUGCUUGCUUCUGCUUCAUUCUGACACUGGGGUUGUUUUACGUUUGUCCCCACUCCCAUAACCUGCUAUUGAGACAGGUGGUAUUUUCAAAGUCUAAGUAAAAUAUUGGCAGAUUAUGCCUCUACCCUCAGACUCUGUUUUUCAACUGUUCCUUUCUUAAGUUCUGUACCAUUCAUGCCUCACUACAUACACUCCGGCAGUUGCUGGACUCUGCAGAAUUAGAACCAGGUCUGUCUCUGACAAUUAGCUCAGCUGGCUGCAGGAUAAAUAAAGGAAUGCGCUCGGGGGCUGUAGUCUGUGACACAGUUUAACAGAGCGUAAAAAGGUGCAUCUGUUCUGUGCCCAGAUUCAGUCGCCUCACUGUCACUGGCAAGUUAUCGACACAGAGACAUGCCUGUGCUGUUUGGUAAACAAGCGGCAGGUAUUAAAUUAACUGGGCUGUGAGUGUGCAAAAGUGCUGCUUUAUUAAAAGCCCUGCUAUCUUGGCUCACUGCUGGGUCACAGGCAGUUGCUAGAACGUCUAGUAAAAUGACUCAUGGCACUGAAUACUUCAACAGCCUGUCCUCACUUCCAGAGGGGACCACUGACUUUUGAGAGCCUGAUUAGAGAGGGGAAAAAAGGAGAAAGAAAAAAGAAGACAGGGUGUAUGUGUGUGUUUGCCUUUUACGUUUUGUAGGCUAGUCAAGAAGGAGGUGAGGGCUAGCACCCCAGAGUCAGGUUUUAGUUUAAAUUGGGCUUCUGAAUCCAAUACCAAAUUGCAACCAGGUCUCUGUUUUUGUCUUUGUUUAUUUUCUCUGCCUUUCUAUCUCACUCUCCUCAUGACUGCUACUUGAUUUGAGGUUGAAAUAAUGAGGGGAUAACUGAGAGAUGAAAGUUUUGUUGUGUCUACCUGCACUGGGUAGGCAACAUGCAUCUUGAAAAUAUACUUGCAGGAAAAAACACUUUGACUUUUAUUAUAUUCUUUAAGCAUUUAUUGUCUUUUCAUUUAAUAUUUUUAGCGAAAUACCCACAUUUUAAAGACUUCCCGCUUUCAUUCAGCAGUGUAAUGAUUUUUGAAGUUUGUUUUCCUUUCAGCUUCAGGAAUGCUUUACAUAGGGUCAUAUGUGGUUGCCAUGUUGAAUUGUUCCUCACUUUUGUGGUCUUAUCUUUGAGGAGUCCUCUUAAGAUAUACCAAGGUCUGUAGGCAAACAUUACAAGAUAAUUUUCGGUACACACAUCUGUGCUAAAGAGACUGGUAUUUCUGAAGGUUUCCUGCUCCCUUCCUAGUUGUGUUUCUUUUAAGGGCCCCAACUAGCUCCUCAUCCAUUAGAAAAUGAUGUCAUCCUAAUGGUAUCUAGCUCCACACAACUUGGACCAAAAAUGAUUCCAGUUGGCUGUAUUUGAAUGUGAAUGACCAGAAGGUGCUAGACGUUCUCCACUGUAAUUGCAAGUGCCUACCUUGGAAAUCUGUCUUCUGGUCGUAGAGGCCCUUUUGUCCUCAUACUGGAGAUCUUACCAACACACAUGCGUUCCUGCUGCACAGACCCAUCUUUAUCGCUGGCUAUCUUUAUAUAGUGAUGUCUAGGUGGAGCAAUGGGAUGCCCAGGGUCGGGCGUAGGGAGGGUGGAGAGGAAGCAGCCUUUCUCAUUGUUUGCUUAGGAAGGAAAGUAUCCCACUAUCUAGAGAGUUAGUGAUGCCUCAGAAUCUCUUUAUCUUUGUAACCUCUUUUCUGUAUGAAGUUUAAUAAGCCAGCUGUGCAGUUUUUAAAAAGCCAGUGGAUUCCACUUUUCACUUGGACCGCCCCCCGCCUUUUGCUCUGAGCAUUCACUCCCUAUUUCCUUAUUUCCCCCCUUCUCUUUUCCUUUAUCUCAGGGGAGUUCCCUGAGUAGCAAGACUGAAAAAGAGCUGAGGUUUAUGUUAGAAGAAAUUAAGGUUAAUGAUCAUUGGCUCAUUUUCAUAUUCUGUGGGUGUGGAUGGAAGAGUAAUCAGUGCAGGUGGCCCUGCCAGUUGGGAGUUUUUCUUUGUCAUCAAGAAAAUAAGGAGAGUGCAGGGAUUGAAUUACCACAACUAUUUCAGGACUAAACAUAUUUCAUUUCCCGAUCGGGUCUGGUUUAAGGACACAAAGCUGACAUUAAUUUUAUCCAAAGAAAGCACAACAUUUUUUUUUUUGUUUCAUAAUUUGACUGAAUGCAUAGGGUAGACGCAUGUUCAAAUUUAAUUCUAGUAUAAUCUUACAAAUAAUUCUCUGAAAAGCAAAGGGGUUUUGAUUCAGUUUGACAGUUUAUGUUUCUUUGCCCAAUUACCACUUAGUUAUUGAAUGUUAAAAAGCUGCUUUCUAAAAUGUGCACUCUGACUGCACCAAUUGGCUUCCCAGCUGCCUGCUAUUACAUGCGAGGUGCUCUCUUCUAACUUUUUAAAGGAUGUACACAUUUGAAGUAGUUAUGUUUAGCUAGCAGAGGAAGUGGGGGAUUUGGUUAGGAAGUGCUUGCUGGCCUUGAAAAACUAUCAUGUGUGCAUUCUCAUCUCAGCCACAUAAAGAUCAUUCUUUAAAGAAAUACUUGUUGGAUUAAAAAACCUUAAAUGCUCAGAUAAACUAGAGAAAUAACCUUGAUUUUUUUAAAAAGCAUGACUUCCAUUUGGAUCAAUUUUUUAAAGUUUUCAAUAUGCUUUUAAUACCAUUGAUGUAACUUUCUACAAGUGAGGUAUUCUGAUUCUAUACUUGGAAAAAGAAGAUUUACAAGUUGACCAGAGACAAUAAAAGUCAUUGAGGAAGAGUGUCAACACUUGCCAUGCAUGGCCAUCCGUUGCACACUGGUAAACUGCACAUGUGAAUGUUUUCAGCCAGGGAAGAUUAACCUGAGGACUUGUGAUCAGUGUAAACAUGGCUGGGUGGCACAUGCCUUGGAUAAGCUCAGCACGCAGCACCUGUACCACCCCACCCAAGUGGAGAUUGUGCAGUCCAACGUCGUGUUUGACAUCAGCAGCCUGAUGCUCUAUGGAACACAAGCGGUGCCUGUGCGGCUAAAGAUCCUGCUGGACCGUCUCUUCAGUGUCCUGAAGCAAGAGGAGGUGCUGCACAUACUGCACGGCCUUGGCUGGACUCUGCGGGACUAUGUCCGAGGAUACAUCCUUCAGGAUGCUGCUGGCAAGGUGCUGGACCGCUGGGCCAUCAUGUCUCGAGAAGAGGAAAUCAUCACCCUUCAGCAGUUUCUGCGGUUUGGAGAAACCAAAUCCAUUGUGGAGCUGAUGGCAAUUCAGGAGAAAGAAGGACAGGCCGUGGCUGUACCAUCUUCAAAGACAGACUCAGAUAUAAGGACUUUCAUUGAGAGCAAUAAUCGCACCAGGAGUCCCAGCCUCCUUGCUCACUUAGAGAACAGCAAUCCUUCCAGCAUUCAUCACUUCGAAAACAUCCCAAACAGCCUUGCAUUUCUGCUUCCAUUCCAGUACAUAAACCCUGUCUCAGCGCCACUGCUAGGGUUGCCUCCAAAUGGGCUACUGUUAGAGCAACCAGGGUUGAGGCUGCGGGAACCCAGCCUUUCAACUCAGAAUGAAUAUAAUGAGAGCAGUGAAUCCGAAGUUUCUCCCACACCUUAUAAGAAUGAUCAAACACCCAAUAGAAAUGUCCUGACCAGCAUUACUAAUGUGGAGCCCAAAACCGAGCCAGCCUGUGUCUCUCCCAUUCAGAAUUCUGCCCCAGUCAGUGAUUUAACUAAAACUGAACACCCAAAAAGCUCAUUCCGGAUUCAUCGGAUGAGAAGGAUGGGGUCAGCCUCUAGGAAGGGAAGAGUGUUCUGUAAUGCAUGUGGGAAGACGUUCUAUGACAAAGGUACUCUCAAAAUUCAUUACAAUGCUGUUCACCUGAAGAUCAAACAUCGAUGCACCAUUGAAGGUUGCAACAUGGUCUUUAGCUCCCUCCGAAGUCGUAAUCGCCACAGUGCAAACCCCAAUCCUCGCCUUCACAUGCCUAUGCUAAGGAAUAACCGAGAUAAAGAUUUAAUUCGGGCCACCUCAGGAGCUGCCACCCCUGUCAUAGCAAGUACAAAAUCAAAUCUGGCACUCACAAGCCCUGGCCGGCCCCCAAUGGGUUUUACCACUCCCCCUCUAGACCCUGUCUUGCAAAAUCCUCUCCCUAGCCAGCUGGUGUUUUCUGGGCUAAAGACUGUACAACCAGUUCCUCCAUUUUAUAGAAGUUUACUCACUCCAGGGGAAAUGGUGAGUCCUCCAACCUCCCUCCCAACCAGUCCCAUCAUUCCAACCAGUGGUACCAUAGAGCAGCACCCCCCGCCACCCUCUGAGCCAGUAGUGCCAGCAGUGAUGAUGGCCACCCAUGAGCCCAGUGCUGACCUGGCACCCAAGAAAAAGCCCAGGAAGUCAAGCAUGCCUGUGAAGAUUGAGAAGGAAAUUAUUGAUACCGCCGAUGAGUUUGAUGAUGAAGAUGAUGACCCCAAUGAUGGUGGAGCUGUGGUCAAUGACAUGAGCCAUGACAAUCAUUGUCACUCCCAAGAGGAGAUGAGCCCAGGCAUGUCUGUGAAGGACUUUUCUAAGCAUAACAGGACCCGGUGCAUUUCAAGGACUGAAAUAAGGAGGGCCGACAGCAUGACUUCUGAAGACCAAGAGCCUGAGCGGGACUAUGAGAACGAGUCUGAGUCUUCGGAGCCCAAACUGGGCGAGGAAUCCAUGGAAGGGGAUGAGCACAUUCACAGCGAAGUGAGUGAAAAAGUCCUGAUGAAUAGUGAGAGGCCUGAUGAGAACCACAGUGAGCCCUCUCACCAGGACGUCAUCAAGGUGAAGGAAGAAUUUACAGACCCCACUUACGACAUGUUUUACAUGAGCCAGUAUGGACUGUACAACGGUGGGGGUGCCAGCAUGGCCGCCUUGCAUGAGAGCUUUACAUCGUCUCUGAAUUAUGGCAGCCCUCAAAAGUUCUCCCCAGAAGGUGACCUGUGUUCUAGCCCAGACCCCAAAAUAUGUUAUGUGUGCAAGAAGAGUUUCAAAAGCUCCUACAGUGUGAAACUUCACUACAGGAACGUUCACUUGAAAGAGAUGCACGUCUGCACAGUGGCUGGUUGCAAUGCUGCAUUCCCCUCUCGCCGAAGCAGAGACAGAAACAGAAAUUUACGGAUGGAAAGAACCAUAGGUCCAGGACAUCGAGACAGCCUGCAUCUCCGUAGACACAGUGCCAACAUAAACCUACAUCGUAAACUGUUGACCAAAGAACUCGAUGACAUGGGCCUGGACUCAUCGCAGCCCUCCCUUAGCAAGGACCUCCGCGAUGAAUUUUUGGUGAAGAUCUAUGGUGCCCAGCACCCCAUGGGGCUCGAUGUCAGGGAAGACGCCUCCUCUCCCGCAGGGACUGAAGACUCCCACCUGAACGGGUAUGGGAGAGGCAUGGCAGAGGACUACAUGGUCCUUGACUUGAGCACCACCUCCAGCCUCCAGUCCAGCAGCAGCAUCCAUUCCUCCAGAGAAUCCGACGCAGGCAGUGACGAGGGGAUUCUUCUCGAUGACAUUGAUGGGGCGAGUGACAGUGGGGAGUCGGCACACAAGGCCGAGGCCCCCGCCCUCCCUGGCAGCCUAGGGGCUGAAGUUUCAGGAUCUCUUAUGUUCAGCAGCUUGUCUGGGAGCAAUGGUGGGAUCAUGUGCAACAUUUGCCACAAAAUGUACAGCAACAAGGGGACCCUGAGAGUGCACUACAAAACCGUGCAUUUGCGAGAAAUGCACAAGUGCAAAGUCCCAGGUUGCAAUAUGAUGUUUUCCUCUGUACGAAGCCGAAAUCGGCACAGUCAGAACCCUAAUCUCCACAAAAACAUUCCCUUCACUUCAGUAGAUUAGUCUCAGAAUGGACACUACAAAUGCCAGCUCUCACCAGAUGGCCUACGUGUUUGAACUGCCAUAGUCAGUGUGCGCUUAUGUACUUGGGGUGUGUGUGUGUGUGUGCAUUAAUGUAUGCUCUGUGGCUACAUACACACACACGUAUUUCCUUGAGAUAAAUAAGAUAAACACUAGGUGCUUUUGAAUUUUUUUCACUUCCCUUUAUAAAAGUUUUGGGAAAGGAGUGGGAUCUUUGAUUUAAGGGUGAAAACAGAGUACCCCUUUAAACACACACACACACACACACACACAGAGUGUGCAACUAGCCCCAGUUUUGACAGAAUAAUACACACACACACACACAGAGACAAUUUGUUGUACCCAUGACUGUUGCCUGCAAAAAUAAAAGGGAAAAAAAAAAAGAAAAAAGAAACAAAAAGGAACUUCUUAUAGUUGUCUUUUGUGAACUUUAAGGUUUUGAAAGAAUCUUCAAUUAAAGCAUGGCAGAUUCACCUGUAAAUAUUUAGCCUUGAGGGGCCAUUGAUGUAAAACAAUUGUAUUGAUGGUUGUUUAACUUUUUUGUUUAAUUUUUACAGUUACAUCCAGCUGUUAGAUAUGCAGGAAAAAAUAGUUUGCUGGCUAGCUCUAUUCAUUUAUGUUAGCAUUAAUGCACAUUUUUUUUAAAAAAAAAAAAACAUGGUCUUGUUUUUACUACCUGUUAGAUAUAGUGGUAAUUUUUUUUUGGCAUGCUUUACAGCACAGAUCUGAUUUUUUAAAAUGUCCUGUACUAGUACAUAAAUCCUGUCAUGCACUUUUUUUCAUACACUACAAGGGGAUGUGUAAUAACCAUGCUUCUUUUUUAUCCUUAAACUAUUGCCAUACUUCAGUAAGUGUCUUUUUUAAAAAAAAAUUCACUUGUAUAAAAAUGGUCUGGUCAGUAUAGGGCACAAAUGCCAAACAAAGUAUUAGUGUUAACACAAAACUGCCAACUUUGCACAAGUUUCCAGAAAAGAAAAUACAAUUAGUCACUCAACAUAACCACAGGCCAAUUUGUCGGCCACCAGAAAACCGCUUUUUAAAAAAACACUUGGUGAUUCUUUCAAGUGCCGAAUGUUAUUAGAAUCAACAUUGCAUCCUUCUUGCUUAUACGUUAAGUUACAUAAAAGGAAAACAAAAUUAUGUGGUGUGAAACAGCCAAGGCAUUUAUUCUUCAGAGGCAGGAUAAUAUUUCAGGAUACAAAAGCCCAAAUUACUCGCUACGGAACAAAGAUGAAUACAGUAAAAGAGUUGAACACUCAUUUCCAAGGCCCUAACCCUUAUCCCUUCAAAAGAAAUCCUCUGAACUGGGUCGGUCUCUUGUAUGGCUGUCUAAUUUGUUGCAAAUUCUGCAGUCGUACUAUAAUUCAGGCCUGUUUGGUAGACAAAAUCAAAAGGCAUUUAACAGCAGCAGUACUUGGAAGCUUUGAAAACAUGUGCUAAACUUGAAUUGAGCAACACUCCUUUCUGAAAAGCCAGAAGAAGGGGAUUUUAAACUAGGAUCUCUCAAUGUUUAGUGUUUUGUGUUUCCCCACACGAUUUGUCAGAGAGAAAUGAAAGCAAGCCUGAAACCAAGCAAUUGAGAGUGAGAAAGAGGGGAGAGACUAUUCUCCAAACCUUUUUUGUUUUGUUUUGUUUCCGAUGUUUACACAUGUUGCCUGAGCUGGUUAACCACAUCGGCAGCCUCAGCUACCACAACAUACUGACUAAAUGAUGAUAUUUACUCAAGUUCAGUCUGCAGCCAAAACCAUUAGGGUGUGCAUUGCAGACUGGUUUGUUGUCUUUUUUUUUUUUUUUUUCCUUUUUUUUUUUUAAGUGGAGAGGAAAGGAAGAGAUAAACAAUUUUUUUUUUUUUUUUUAGUACACAAUAAUUUAAAGAGAAUGUAUUUCUUUUUUGCAUUUAAUGGCCUCAGACAUUUCUCUCAUCAGUCUAAAGUUAGAAAUACUCCUUUGUUUUAACUUUUAUGUCGUUUCCAUUUUUCAUGUUUUUGUAAUUAUUUUUUCUGUGUUCACAUCAGCAUUCACUUCCGUUAAAUUUGCCAAAGGAAACUGUUAAUAUGUUUCUGUUGUUAUUGUUAUUCCUGUAGGAUUUAUUGUACCUCACAGUAUUUAUUGUUUCCCAAAAUAAGCAUCAUUAGUUGGGGAUUCAGUAUUUUUAUUUGUGAAAAUUUCAGAAACAAUAGAUUCUUAAAGAUAGGCUAGCUAUGUCUAGGAGCUUUAUCUUUUCACCUCCUUUGGAGGAUGCUAUGGGGUUCAUUUUAAUUCUUCAUUUGUUCUACAGGGAGGAAAGACCAAAAGUAUUUGCCGUACAAAAGAAACUAUAUCUAAACACUAUGUUAAAUGACAAGUGUUUAUGGUAAAAAGUUGAGGAAAUUAGUAAUAACCGUUUUUGUUUUCUUGAACCUUUGAAUUCCCCAAAGUCUUAAUUGCUUUAUUUUGGUGUUGUGUUAAACUGAAUAGACAGAGAUGUUUUCCUUUGUUUUAUACCAUAUAAGACUCUGUACAGUAUGUUUGUGAAAGAUUGAACUAGAAUAAUGAAAGUUUGUUUGCAAACAUUUUGGUCCUCUCAGCGUUCUCUGUAUUGUGCUGUUGCCCCAUUACCAAAUGAUUAGAUUCCAAAAGGGUGGGAAAAUAUUUUUAAUAUCCCAACAAAACAUAGAAACUCUGGCUUUUGCAGUGUGCUUAGAUUACAUGUAGUUUUAUGAAAAUAAAUACACACUUUUAUUUCAGCAACUUUGAAAAGUUACAUUCAGUUGAGUUAGUAGAACCUAUCUUGUACAACAGCAAUGUUUAGUCUGUUUAAUUUAAUGUCAAAUAAAAGGUCAGAUAGCCCUCGUGAGUGAAUUACAUAGCUAUCAGCAGGUCACAUCAGCAAAUGAACCAGGCUUAGAACAAAUGUUUGUUACUUGCUGCGAACCAAGCUAAUGUGUAUAGCCAGUUAGAAAAAGUCCAGAAGUAAUGAGAUUCUAGAAGUAGAGUUUCCCUUGCUUGGAAACAUGGAUGUGUUCACCUGUUUUUUGUCAGAGAAAUGGCAAUAAGUCCUGGACAGCUGACACUUUUUAAGUAUCUCCCCUAUUUGCUACUACUUUUGUGCCUCAAGUGCCCAGUCGUUACGGUGGCCUUCUAAAUGAGUAAAUAACAUUUUCCAAUAUAAAGCAUAUUUGCUUAAAAGGGAUGGGGGAGUGGACGGAUGUAGUACAUGCAAUGGAAAAUCAUAAAAUGUACAAUUCUUCUGUUCCCAAAGUAUUGCUUGUUCUUGAGUGUGUGCCUGCGUGUCGUGUUUUGACUUAACUAGAAUUCUAGUUAAGAUGGUGAUCCCACGGCUUAUUUGUAAACAGGAAGGAUAAAGAGAUGAGCAUUUUAGUCUUUGAGCUCUUCAUCUUGCCCAUUCCUACUCAUUUAUUUUUUCAUUUUUUUGUUGUUAAACAGUUUCUCUCAAGCCACAUCCAUUCUACACUGGCUGAAAAUUAUUUUUUUUUUAGAUGUUUAUCCAACAAGCUUUUUCCCAUGUGAUUGGUUUUAGCCAGAGUUUAUCACAGGUACAAAAUUAGGCGCUGUGACUGUGCAUGUUCUCUAGCUGAUGUUGAAACUUACUGUCUUGAUCAUUUAAAACUAUGUUUUUGUAAAUAUCAGGUUUAGUCCGCUUUCGGGAAUAUCUGCAUGCUAUGGAAACAAAGAAAAAGGAUAGAUAAUAAGUAAUCUGGUUUAAAAGUGUGAUAAAAAUCCUUGGCAUUCUUUGUUCUGGUAUUAAUUGUAUUUAAAUAAGUCAACCCAGUGUAACUCAUUCCAAAUCUUAGUCCAGCUGCCCUGUUCAGCCUGAUGCCUUUUAAAGUUUUAAAGGUGUUAACGUUUUCCUUUUCAACAUGGCAAACAUGUUUUAAAACCUUUUUGGCACAAUGGUGCCACUGUCCUCAUAGUGUUACUUGUUUGGUCACGAAUUUUCAGGCCCUUUCAGUAAGAGGAGAAAGGCAUUUACCUGGUUAACGGCCCCAUUAGUAUACAUUGCUCUAAGGAAGAAAAAAAAAAAUCUUUGAAUAUAUCAAGAAUGGGCUGUUCCAGAGGCAUUCCCCUCAUUUUACUCAGGAGAAACUAUGCACUAGGUUCCCACUACAUACAAUGUGACCUUUUUUUCCCCUUUCUCUGUACACACCCCAGAUGUGUGCCAAGCAAAUGAGAAUGAGGGCUGUUGACAAAACAUGAAGAAGCUAGUCACCAGAUUGAGAUGGACAUGCUGCUAACUGCUGACAGCUUGACCUGAGCAGUCCUAACUUGUAUCUGGUCUGUUAGCAUUGGGUUAGAUUGACUAACACAGUAAAUAAAAUUCAACCGUCAUAAGACACGCUACAUCUGCUAUCAUCAAGAAAUAAAUCAUCCAGAAGAAACUUUCUUUCAUCCUGUGGUCACACCCUUUUCUUAAGAGCUUCUUUUCUAAAAUUAUGACAGACGAAUUUCAUUCUUUAAAAUCACUUAUCUUCUUCCACACUUGAAAUAUUUAAAUUAGGUGGUUUUGCUUUUCCCUCUCAUUAUUUAUUUUUUUGGGAUGGAUCUAAGAUGGGAAAUAAAAGAUACCAAAAAGACUGGAGGGAUCACAGUGUUUCCAUCACAACUAAGUAGAGGGUCGGUUCCUGCCCUGGUUUGGGGGUAGCUAGAAAAGGAAAUCAGGAAUGCACUGGAAGUGUUGGCUUGAGGGAAACGACUGGCAUAGCUCUGCCUUGCAGUGGGUGAGAGCAUAUUGAUGCUAGUGACCUGCAGAGUUCCCAUGACCAGGUGAGUUGGCUCUGAGAAAGGGGUUAGGAAAGCAAGAACAGCUGCAUGGAAUAGCUGAAGUUCCUUUGGGGUCAGGAGGAGCCAACAGUUGUGGGGUUUUGGUUGCUUUUGCUUUGUUUUUGAGUGUGAAGUCUUGCUGGAAUCCCCUGAGAACCGAAAGAUGCCAGGGGUCAGCGAGGCUAUAGAAAAGGCCAGUGGUAACACCUCACUUUCAUCCUAAUGGAGGAGUAGGUGCGAAUGGCACCAGCGUGGAUCAUUCCUUUCUUGAUCAUCACUCGUGCUUGCCACUGUAGCAACACAACAAAGCCAUGAUUGUAAUUAAUACUAGGCUAAAGACCUUGGUCAAAAUGGGAGCUCAUUUACUGUUCUAUGACAUAAACAAGUAACUUCUCUUUUCAUAUCUUCCCUCAGAGAUAAACCACGUGUGGUAGUCUUGCUUGCGCUAGUACUAAGGUCAUGUUUGAUCUGUCCCAGACGGUCGCAUAUUUCCUGUGGCUAGAGUGUUGCUCACCAUAAAUGGUCAUUUUCAAACAGUACUAUGUAAAUGCAGCUGUACAACUGACCAGUGAGUUAUCUCUCAUCACUGUUGCCCACAUACCCGUCCUUCCUUGUGUAGUUUCAUCAUCCUCAUCCUUCCCACAUCUUGCGCAAAAUGAUUUUCUGUGGUCAUUCGGCAAUAACUGUAUGUCACAUACUGUCUUUUUGGCAUUUGUUGAAAAAUCCAAAUGCUUAAUAACAGAAGGUUUAAAAAAAAACUAAGCAUUUUUACAUGUACACUGAAUUGGAUCAGCAUUAUUGUUCAUUAUAAUGCUAUAUAUAUUUUUGGAGCAGCAUACUAUAGUUGUCAUAAAACUAUCUUUAUUCUUCUCCUCUAAAGUGUUGUUGUAAAUUCAUUUGACCUUUACUGCAGGAAAAAAAAAAUCUUUUUUAUAUGGGGUAUGAAGACAAGGCUCAGUUUGUAACAAAUAGUGGACCAUUACAAAAGAGGAAAGAAAAAAGCCAGGGCUGAGCAGCAAGAAGCUUCAGUUCAAUUUCACCUCAUAUCUUUCUAAUAACGUACUUGUCACUUUAUUACCUUCCAGUAAUGUGAACGCUGCUGACAAGACUGUCACACUAACAGCAGACAACACCCUCUCUGCUUCAGCCCAGCUCUCCUGGCUACUUAUUGCCCUGGCCCUGAAGGGACACAAACUAAUAGUGUGCUUUCCAGUUCAGCACUUGGCCAUCAAAUAUAAAAGGAUGCGUAAUUGCCUGUUUAUCCCCUUGUGAAGGAGAAAUUGACUACAAGGGCUAGGCUUUCCCAUCGAGUUCCCUGAUGUACACACACAUCCACAAUCAGUCAGUCUUUCUCUCCCUCUCUCUCUCCCUCUCUCCCUCUCUCUCCUCUCUUCUUCCCUGUUGUACUCCCCUCCUAACACACAAGCACAUACACACACCUACUGUGUCUUUGGGAAGCCCAAGGCUGCCUCUCGGUGCCCUCUCCAGCUAUUAAGUGGACAGUAACAAGAUGACUUCUUAAAUAAAGGGUCAGUAGAGAGACGCUGUCUGUGACAGCAUCCUUUGCUUCUUUGAAAACUUAAGUAUUGCAGUUCCAUUUUGAGAGUAAUGGAUGUGGCCCUAUAAUUAGAGCAAAUUUUCCUGCAAGUCAGUGGCAUAAAUAAGAUGGGAAAAGAUUCAAAUAUUUUUCUUCCCCUUCAAAAAGUACAUGUUGUAAACUGGUUAUACACAGUGGUAAUUAUUUUUCCUUGUCCUUGGCAUCAAACCAUGGAUCUAGAUGUACAAAUGUAUCUUUCAGUGACCCCUCCAAAUCCAUAGUGUAACAUGAUAGAUUAACUUUUAUUUUGUCCAACUGGACUGACAAUCUAAAAAAGAUGGCACCAGGCUUUUGACUUUAAUCAUUAAAACAAGGACCACCCUAUGGGUAAAAGGUAAAUUCUCCACUUCGAAGAACUUUGGUAAGUAGAAGUACAGGGAGCUUUAGAAAACCAAGUGAUGGGGACCAAAGGUACAAAGGAAGAAUACAUGAAAAUGUUAUAUUCCAAAAUGCCUUGAGCCCAAACAAUGUGUCAGGAUUGGCUGCUAUUUUUGUAUAUUGAAAUACUCAAAUGAUGGUUGGAAAGUGACUAGAUAGUGACUAAAUGAAGUGCAAGAUCUAUCGAGCGUCUUCUUUCUGGAACUAGGGGAUGCCAUGCUUCCUUCCAACCUUCCCACAGCACGUCUCAGAGAAGAUAGUUGGCCCCAUUACAAACAGUCACAUUUCAAUAAGAUAUUAGUCAGCCAGGUAAGACACAUCAGCUAUCGGUAUCAUCUUCCAUGUGAACUUUAGCAAGGAGAGAAAAGCAGCAGAUUUAGAGAUAGACAAUGUAACAGGUCUAUGUUGACAAAUCUGCGCUAAAUAAUUUCAUGAACCAGUCUGAGGACUGGAAAGAAAAGCACUUUGAGCAAGUACUCUUGGGUUAGAGCAAAGGCAGUUAGUUGACAUGAUACUUAAGUUCCUCAGUAUGUAUAUAUUACAAUCGUUUAUCGGACAUCUUAAUAGAAUCUUAAUUGAAAACCCAGUUGCCAAAAUUGCACAAGUUCUGCUCGCCGAUAUUAGCUUUCUCCCCUUAACUCGAAAAUAACAGGGAUGCUUAAGGACAUUUGUAAUCGUUUUUUUAAUGCUUUGUUUCACUUUUUUAAAAAAAGAAUCUUUGAAGGGAAGGAAGAGCAGAAAGAAGUAUUUUAAGAAAAAUGGAGAGAAAUAGAUAGUAUUAAAAGUAUAUUUCUUGAAAAGAGAGUAUCUAAGUGCUAUACCAAGAUUUUAUAAGGCUUCCUGUUGCCAAAUGUGAUGUUGAGAUAAUGCACAGCUAAGAUGGCAAAUCCAUCAAUUAUUAACUGGCUCUGCCCACUUCUGUCAUGGAAUGCAAGGAUUGAGAGGUGACUCUGGGGAGACCCUGGGUGAGUGAGAGAGCUCCAUUCAUCUGGCCCUGGAUAUGGUUCUCAAAAAAGGGAGAAAGCUCCAGUCCCUGCAAGGUGAACUGACCCGGCACUGUUUCAGUGGGAGCCUCACUGCCUGCCUUUUCCAUGCUAGGAGACAAAGCAUCCCCUACCCCAUCUGUGAAUCAGUGCUGUGGCCACUGUGAGAAGCAUUGAUUCAUGAGGUAUGAUGCUCUUGAACUCCCAGACAAUGUGCUGAGUUAAUAGGUUCACUUGAGAUGUAUCAACCAAGGCUGACUUUUUAUUUUUUUAAUCUAGUAGCCAAUCUGGAGUGUUUUUGCAUGUUUUUGUACAGAGUAAUCCAUCCCUCUCAUUGUGUAUCUUAAUCUCCUCUGACUUUUCCAUUGUCUUUCGCAAUCCCACCCUUUGCUCUUUGGAUCUCACCAACCCCCUUAAAAUAAAAAAAUCGUGUUUGAACAAGAAGGUAGAACACGCCUUCCUCAUCCUGGUUUUAAUCGCUUUCGCUUUGGAAAUAUGUGUUCUACCCUGUCCAGGGUUUACAUAACGUGAAUUAAGUGAAUGAGAUGUUCUAGUGUUAUAUCUUAACCUGAUGAGACUAAGAUUUCUAGUAUAUGGUGCUUUCGCUGUCCUGUGCAAACUUUGGUUCAGCUUCUCUGCAGAGAAUCUUACCAUUUUCCUGCCAGUGCCAGUAUAAAGAAUGCAGGAGAGCUAAACAUGGGUACAUGAAGGUCGGAGGGGUGAGGACGGUCGAGAAGUGGGGAGAAGACUUGGGCUUGAGACGACCUGGGCUUUUCGUGUGUAGCCCACUCAGCAGUAUGAGGAUGACUGACACACUAGUGCGUGAUUUCCAAGUGAGGCAAAUGCCCAUUUCCCCACUCCCCUCACACCCUGCCUGGCUUCUUCCAUGAAGUCCUUGCUGCUUUUCUGUCUCCCCAAAGGUAAGGAGAAGGGGCAGGUUGGGGAUCUGGGAAAGCAAGUUCUCUGUUCUCUCCUGCUGGUGAUGGAAUAGGCCUUUUAGAACUAGCAAGAUCCCUCACACAGCUGGGAGAACAUAUACCUUUCUUACUCGCUCCAGACCCAUUGGUGUGUCUCCAGUAACAAAAGUAUUAGACUCAGCCUGCAUAUUUGACAGCAAAAGUGGCCAAAGGGAAUUGAAAUAUCUUGAAGAAAAGGAAUUUUCACCAAGAUAUGUCCUCUCCCUCUCCCAGAGUUUAGCUGUUUAUUCCUUUUUGUUUGUUUCUAUUGUUCUCAUCUGCAUAAAACCAGUCUCUUCCAAUAAGCCUGCCACAGAAUCAAAGUCUGUACUACAAACGGUAACUGCACCAAGGGAUGGGACCGUGUGCAUCACCCUGAUCUAAUCAUUGUGACGUUGGUAGCUUCCUAAAUACUGUAUGUACCUUGAACAAGGGUUUUAUUUUUGUUUGGUUCUGUUUUGCUUUUUGUUUUUAUUGGUAGUCUAAGGUAAUUAAAUUUUUUAAUUUGCUAUUACUUUGGUUGUAUUUUCUGUACUAUAACUGCCUACAGUAUGUCUUUUGCAUAAAAUGCAUAAGGGUUUGGGGAUGUAAAUGGAAUUUUAUUCAUAUUUUGUCCAAAUACCUCUUGUAAUUUGUAUCAAAAUUCUUGUACAAUUUUUAUAUUAAAGAUUUAUCAGUCACUGA
Messenger RNA from Cercocebus atys (sooty mangabey), 18633 nucleotides. RefSeq names its product basonuclin 2 (gene BNC2). The transcript has 6 exons. Lineage: Eukaryota; Metazoa; Chordata; Mammalia; Primates; Cercopithecidae. The record is from RefSeq and is a predicted model, not a curated record. Gene Ontology annotation, cellular component: nucleus. The coding region runs from base 6218 to 9256 and encodes 1012 amino acids. Gene Ontology annotation, biological process: regulation of DNA-templated transcription.